AUGGCAGAUAUUCGGGCAUUACUCCGAAACGAGUUGGCAUCUCGUCGAGCCACUGAUUCAAAUAACUCUUCUAAAGCCAGACCGGUUAAAAAAAGAAAACUUGAACCAGAAUUUCGGGGUGACGGGCAUAAAAAGCCAAAAACCACCCAGGAGCAAAUUACGCAGGAAAAAGUGUGCCAGCAGGUUCAAUCUGUUGAAGAUGAAGAACAUGAUGAUCCAUCAAUAAUAGACGAAGCCGCGCAGCUUGAGCAAGAGCAAACAUCCGAGCUUUCACCACAACCUACAACGGCCCUUCCUUCAGAACCAGCCGAAUCGCAACCACGAUCACAACCACGAACCAUCGACGAAGAUGAGUGGGCCGCGUUUGAACGAGAGGUUGCCGCACCCACAAAAAUAAUACCUGCUGCUCCCAGUCAUGCCACGAUAUCCGCCGGGCCCCUUUCUGCGGCUGAGCUGGCACAGCGCGAGAAGCUGGAUAAGCAGGUGCAGAUGCGAGUGCAUGAGCAGGAAGCAUCGCUUGAGAAGGAAGAUGCGGCGAGGUUGUUGGAGGAGGAAUUUGAGGAAAUGGAUGAACUUGAGGAGAGGGAGGGGAGUUACAAGGGAGGGAGCUGGGGUUGGGGUUGGGGUUCUCGAGGGUGA
Molecule: messenger RNA, 639 nt
Organism: Histoplasma mississippiense
Lineage: Eukaryota; Fungi; Ascomycota; Eurotiomycetes; Onygenales; Ajellomycetaceae
Exons: 2
Coding region: 1-639 (212 amino acids)
Source: RefSeq, a predicted model, not a curated record